Staurois parvus is the source of this 456-nucleotide messenger RNA. NCBI's taxonomy places the organism in Eukaryota, Metazoa, Chordata, Amphibia, Anura, Ranidae. The record is from the annotation of a GenBank genome assembly.
UCUCGUCUCCAUGGUGUCUUUCCCGGAAGAGGCGGAGUUGGCAGGCUGACCUCCGUGGCUCUGAUUGGAGGAGUGGGGCGUAUUCUGUGCGGCCUGCGGGAAGAGCAGAGGGAGAGCUGGGAGAUGGCGGACUGUGCGGAUCCCAAGACGGUGCAAGACCUGACCGAGCUGGUCCAGAAUCUUCUCCAGCAGAUGCAGGACAAGUUCCAGACCAUGUCUGACCAGAUCAUCGGCAGAAUUGAUGAGAUGAGCACACGCAUUGAUGACCUGGAGAAGAACAUUGCAGAUCUCAUGACACAAGCCGGUGUGGAGGAGGUGGAUGCGGCAAACAAGGUCAGUGCCACUAUAUCCAUAGCACAUAAGAGCUCACACUCCAAUGUCCCCACCACAGUCACACCCUAUUAUUAUACGAGGGGCGAUCAAGUCAAAGCAGGACUUUUAAUUCUCCAGGUGUAA